AUGGCUGGUGAUAACGUCCCACCAUCACCAUCCAAUCCCAGCAAAUCAGAUAAUUCAAAAUCUGAUGUCUCAAAUCCAUUCUUCACUCAUCAUUCAGACCACCCUGGAUUGGUCCUAGUCUCCAAGCCUUUGAAUGGAGACAAUUACACAGGUUGGAAGAGGGCUAUGACAUUGGCUCUUAAUUCUAAAAACAAACUCGGCUUUGUGAAUGGUUCAAUCAAAGCUCCAUCAUCCGAAGCUGAUCCUGAAGGAUAUGCAACUUGGUCAAGAUGCAAUGACAUGGUCCAUUCAUGGAUCGUUAACACUGUCAGUUCUGAAAUUGCUGACAGUAUCAUCUACUAUCCUACAGCUCAUGAGGUAUGGGAAGAUCUAAGUGAGCGUUUUUCACAAGGCAAUGCACCUCGCAUAUUUGAAAUUCAGCGAGACAUCGCUUCACUCAGAAGCAUCACAAGGAGCCCAGGCAGAUCAACAGAAACUUAUGCAGUUCUUGAUGGGAUUAAAUGA
Messenger RNA from Rosa rugosa (rugosa rose), 504 nucleotides. RefSeq lists its product as uncharacterized. NCBI's taxonomy places the organism in Eukaryota, Viridiplantae, Streptophyta, Magnoliopsida, Rosales, Rosaceae. The record is from RefSeq and is a predicted model, not a curated record. The transcript is spliced from 2 exons. The coding region runs from base 1 to 504 and encodes 167 amino acids.